Messenger RNA from Aphanomyces astaci, 4204 nucleotides. RefSeq lists its product as hypothetical. Bases 54 to 3158 code for a protein of 1034 amino acids. Gene Ontology annotation, molecular function: microtubule binding; ATP binding; microtubule motor activity. The transcript is spliced from 16 exons. The record is from RefSeq and is a predicted model, not a curated record. Lineage: Eukaryota; Oomycota; Saprolegniomycetes; Saprolegniales; Verrucalvaceae. Gene Ontology annotation, biological process: mitotic spindle organization; microtubule-based movement.
CCAAUGGCCGGGCCGUAACCUGAAACCGCCGAAGCGGCAGCACAGCCUGCACGAUGGAGCCGCCUGACGACUACGAUCCGACGGGCGUUCCCAUUCCCGUGUAUGUGUACAAGUGUGACGCAUUGCGCGUUGGCCCAGUGUCAGACGUUGGAGCCGUGAACAUUGACGGUUCUCGAGUGACGAUAUCGCAACAAGGCAACAGCAGUGAGACCUUAACAGUCGACCACGUCUUCCAGAACGCAGACGAAGUCGACGUUAUAGAACAUGCACUCAACUCCCUUCUGACUGCCUGUGUUGAUGGCGUGAACGCCUGCUUGCUAUGCGGCGGCUCAUCCAACACGCUUCGAAGCACGUUCUUCCACGGUAGUGACAAAGCCCCUGCGCAUGCUGGUCUUGCCUUGACCAUGCUGCAACAUCUUCUGCUGCACCUCGCCGACAAACAUGGAAGUGGCGGGAACCCCUCGCCUCACACUCCUCGGUACUUUGUGCGUCUCUCGUUUGUUGAAUUUUACGAAGAAACGAUCACGGAUCUACUGGCCUCAAAACAAGGGCCAACAGGGUCGUCACCACCCAUGCUGGCGUUGCGGGAAGACGAAUACGCAGGCGUGGACUUUAAGAACGCCACCAAAGUCGGACCGAUUCAGUCGUCCAUGGACGUCCAGACGGCCGUUCAGGACGGGCGGCGGCGUCGACGCAGUGCUGCCACGUCACUUGGUCCAUCUACGGACUUCACCAGCGCCAUCUUUCGUAUUUACAUCAAGCAAGUGCCAACCUCGGAUGGCCCAGUGGUACUGUCCACGCUGGACAUUGUCGACUUGCCACCGUUCGAUCGACUGGCCAAGGUGCCGACAGCGGUGCGGCUCACGGAAGGUCCGCUGUUGAACAAGUCCUUGUACGCGUUCGAGUCGGUGUGCAAAGCCGCGGCGUCCGCCGCGUCCUUCCCGCCCUAUGACGCAUCCUUGUUGACGCGCUCAUUGCAGCAAGCCCUCGGCGGUGAUGCCUUGACCAAUGCACUGCUGUUUGUUGCCCCUAACGACCACGAAGGCGCCAAAGCCACGGGGCAAGUGGCGUCCAUGCUGCAGCGCAUGCGCACGUUUCCUCUUGCGCACUCGGAUGUUGUCCAAGGCUUGCGCCGCCGCCACCAUGCCGAGCGCAUGUACUGGAAGACCAAGGUGCCACAAAGCAACAGUACAUACCACGACACCAACGACGGGUCGCAGUCGACGUUGGCGCUAGUGCAAAAGGCGCACGAGUUGGAGGGGAAACUGCUGCAAGACAGCAUCGACAAGUCGAAAUUGAAAGACACGAUCGAUGGCCACGUCAAGGCCUUGAGCGAGUCUCGCGCCAAAGUCGCCGGGCUCGUCGAGGCGGAAGUGGGGCUGCGCAAACAAUUGCUGGACCGCGAGCGAGAGAAGCUCAGUCUGAGCAAAGCGCUGGUGGACUGCCAACUCGAACACAGCACGAUGCUCGAAGCUGUGGAAAAGGACAAGUUCGACCUCACGACCAAGUUGCUCAACGCCGAAAACGACCUCCUCGAGCUCCAAAUGCGGGAAGAGCAGCAUGACACUCUACUUCGCGCCGCCCAAGAUGCGGCCGCCGCCGCCACUGCCGACAAGAAGGAACUUGCGAUCGAGUUUGUCGCGCUCAAGGCCAACUUUGUGGCGGCCAACAAAGCGUUGCAGGCCAAGUCAGGCAAAGCUCAGCAACUUAGCGUCGAGUUGCUCACGUUGGUGAACCAGAAAACCCAGCUCGCAGCAGCCGUGGACGAUUUGGAAAAGGCCAAGGCGGACGGGCUGGAGCGAGAGCGAAAGCUGCGGGAAGCGAUGGACAAAGCAACAGUCCAAGAGCAAGCGCUGAUGGGGCUGGUCGCCGCAGAAAAGGCACGGGGGCAUUCAUUGUACGAGGAAAAGGUGGCGUUGGAGUUUCAGCUCAAAAGCCUGGCGGUGGAGGUGGAAGCCAGACAAGUGCAGUUUGAAAAGGCGGCGCAGGAGCAAGCGGUAGCUCACCAUGCACAAGUACACGCGUUAAAGCAAGCGGCGGAGGACCAAGUAGCUCGCAGUAUGGCCAAAGAGUCGUCACUGGAGGAGCGUAUCCGUGAAAUGGAAUGCAUGGCGCGUCAAUCCCGCCGGCAACUAGACGAUUUGGAACGGUCGUUGGCCAAGAGAUCGACGGAAGCUGCUGACCUCCGCACUGCCAUGGCUCGGGAAGCCGCCGAGAUGGAGGCCCAGACGGCGUCGUAUCGUUUGAGAUUAAACUCGUUGUUUGGGAACAAGCCGAUUACCACCGCCAGUGGGAACGAAGGGGAGGAAGCACCCGUGGCGGCAGCCAGGGCGGCGUGGACUCUGUCGUUUGAGACGAGGGAGCGGGAGCUCGUUGAGCGACUGGCGGCGUUGGAGGCGCGCCAGGCGUCGUGGGGCGGGCGCUACGAAGUGUUGUACCGCAGGACUAUGCAGUUACAGGGCAUCCUUGAUGACAACCAUGUGAAAGUCGACGACGCGCCUGGAGAUUUGGACAUGUGGAGUCAAGAGGCGGCGGCCGAGAGCGACGUGAGUGAUAUGGAGCGCCGUCGGAUGUUGGCCAAGGUGGAAGUAUGCACGCAGGAGCUGCGGCUGCAGCUGGAGAAGAACCUCCAGUCCGCGGAAACGUUCAACGGGAUGCUGGCCGCGAAGGAGCGGGACGUGGCGGCCGUCCGGACGCAGUUGGACGCGGCGAUCGCGUCUAGGGACCAGUUGCAGCUACAGAACGAGCGGCUCUUGGCGGACAAAAGUACCGACGAGACCAAGGACGAGAUGAAGCGAAUGCAGGAGAUGCUUGUGGCGCAACUGCAAGAACUCAAAGCCACCAUGCAAGCGCAGCCGGUGUCAUCUAAAGGGGAGAACGAUCAGGCAACCGAUAAACGACGCUCUGGCUACGACGAGAAUGGCCAGCAGUUGAGAGCCCAGAUCGCCAAGCUAGAAGAACGACUGCGAGGCAUCAAGGCUAGCCACAUGCAAACCGUGGAGGCCACGGAACGGCGCUGCGUCCAACUGUCGACCAAGACGAUCAUGCUCGAGGAAGAGGUCGUGGGGCUGAAGAACUUGCUCAAGGCAUCAACGAUGAAGUAUCAACGACGGCUCCGCGAAGUGACAGAAGCUCAAGGUGCUGCACGAGACACUUGAGAUUUAACACCCCAAAGGCACUUGUACUUAUUGCGGAAGUUAAAACUUAAAGACAGUUUCGGACGAGUAGUGGAGGUCCUUGAGGUAGCCUUCGACCUGGCCUUGGGUAAAAUCCUUGGCCUUGCCGCCCGAGACGGCAAGCAUGAACCCCGGCGGGCCGCACACGAGCACGAGGUUGUCGGCGGACGCACCAGGGAGGUGCUUCUCCAAGAUAUCCUUGGUGAUGUAGCCAGAGUAGCCGGUCCAUGACUCGGACGGCUUGCUCAGGACGUUGAUGACCUUGAACCCGGGGUAGAUUUGCUCGUACGACGCCAGCUCGUCACGGAGCAGGAUGUCCUCUUCAGUGUCGUUGGCGAAGAUGAGCGUCACGUCCGUGUUGUCCUCGGGGUUACGCAGGAUUUCCAAUGCCACUUGCAGCAUCGGCGUGAUGCCGCUGCCGCCCGCGACCAUCGCAAUGUGCUUGCGCGAGUUGGGUUUGUACGUGAACUUGAUGUUCGGGCCCUUGACGUCGAUGUGGUCGCCGGCCUUCAAACCCACGAGAUGCUUGCUCAUCGUACCCGUGGUGUAACCCUUGACGAUCAGCUCCAAGUGGCCCUUUUGCGAAUUCGCAGACGUCGGCGUGUACGCGCGGAUCACCGCCUUGCCGUUCAAGUGCGCCUUCGUGAGGAGGAACGACGCGACGGUCAAGCCGCUGGUCUGGUUCUCCUCCGGGAACUCCAGGCGCAGCUUGUGCGUGUUGUGGUUCAGCUGUUCGUUGCUGUACACACGGAACGACCGCCACUCGUUCGGGUUCAACGCGUGGUCGUUAGACGCCGUGGUGGUCGAGAACGACGACGCCAACAUCAACGCCGAUGCGCCGACGAGGACACCCAUGGAGGCCGAUGAGGUUUCGGCUGCACGAGGUUCCACGGCGAAUGCCAUCAAGGACGCUGGUUGCUUGCGCAGCGUGCGUUGGGUCAGCCGAACAAGCAUCAUCAUGUUGAGCCAGCCAAGGAAGGAAAAAUUCAGCAGUCACUUUAUUUUCUGUGGUGUCAAAUGCGGCGAUC